AUGGGAUGUUCGCAGCUGUUUGGUGGACAUGGUCAUGACAGCCUCUUCACUGCACGUGAAAUGGAUUCCCGGUGGAAGUCAACAAGGAAGGGGACUUCUAGGGCGUUCAGUACUGAAGCGCUGAAGGCAAAAUUUCCUCUGGUAUUGAAGAAGGCCAAUGAGCUUGUUGAGAUCAUUAGAGGAACCUCUGCCGAUGAGGCUAUAGACUUUCAGCCGCUGUUUGUUCGCUUCACAUUGGACACAGCUGGACUUGUGGGUUACAACAUUGACUUCAAGGCAUUGCAGAACAAGCACUGCCCAUUGUUUGAAGCACUCGUGUAUUGCAGCUCAGAAGCUUUGGCUUCCUCUGCAAACCCCUGCCGUGGUGUUGUGAAGCGGCUCUUCCCCUCAGGCAAACUCGCCCAGGAGUGUGACAAGCUGUAUGGCCAGCUGUACAACGAAUACGACUGGAUUUUAAAAGAACUGAGGGGAAGGGGUGAGCCUGCAGCAGAUGACCACUCCCUUUGGGCCUGCCUGAUGCGUCUGAAGGACCCUGAAACAGGAGUGCCGCUGGACGAUGAGCUCCUGUGCCCGGAAGUAGCAACCUUCAUUCUAGCUGCCACAGACACCACAGCACACCAGGCCAUGUGGGCUAUGUUUGCCAUCGCUGCUCUCCCAGAUGUGCAGCGGAAGAUCGAAGCAGAGAUUAAAGGCUGCGGAAUGUUCCAACGCCUGAGGAAGGGAGGCGUUGACAGGUUGACGUAUUCUGACAUCACCAGUUUGAAUUAUCUGACGAUGGUGACAAAGGAAGCAAUGCGGCUGUUCCCCUCCACUUCCCUCGGUACCUUGAGGUGCACCACCAAGGACGGGGAACGGGUGUGUGGGUAUCGUGUCCCCAAGAACACGUAUGUGAUUGCCUGUAUCCAUGCUCUAUUCAAUGCCCCUUGGCUGUGGGAGCACCCUGAACAUUUCAACCCGGAGAGGUGGUCUAACCAGGCACGACAGGAAGCCUCGGAGGUAGAUGCGCGAUCUGAGAGGAAGGGUGCCACGCGCAGUUUCUGGUCCUUCAGCGAUGGGCCACGGGACUGCAUCGGCCAGCGUCUGGCCAUGAUGGAACUUCUCAGCGUGAUGGCCGUUCUUCUGGCAAACUUUGAAUUCAGGCUUGCUGACAAGAUGGGCGGCUGGGACGGCGCCUGCUCCCGCCAGUACAAUGCGAUGGCCUUGGCCAUCGACGGCGGGAUGUGGCUGCAGUGCCAUCCCCGAACAGAUGCCGCAUGA
Ostreobium quekettii is the source of this 1257-nucleotide messenger RNA. The record is from the annotation of a GenBank genome assembly. NCBI's taxonomy places the organism in Eukaryota, Viridiplantae, Chlorophyta, Ulvophyceae, Bryopsidales, Ostreobiaceae.